AUGAAGACACCUAAAACUUUUGAGGAGCAAACAGAAUGCAUAGUGGAAGCUCUGCUUGCAGACUUCUCUGGAGGAACAUUACAGGUUGCUAAUCGGAACCUCAGGGGGGUGACUGAACCAGAUUCAGGAGAACCUAGCUCUUUUGAUGUGGCCAUCAUUGUUGGUCGCCUUCGGAUGAUUGGAGAUGAGUACAAUGAAGAAUUGGAACUUAAUGUCAAAAAUGUUAUUGCAGAAGCUGCUAAGAGCCAGGUAGAAGAUAUGCUCAAGAGGACAGUGGAAUCACUCAGUAAGACCUGGUGUGCUCAGGAUUCCAGCCUAGCUUAUGAGAGAGCCUUUUUGGCAGUGUUAGUGAAGCUUUUUCAGCAUGUGUCACAAAAAGCAACCCAAGAAACGACAAAUCAGGUCGCCAAAGGUGUGAUAAGCAUUAUCAAUGGGAAUAAUGGUGUCCGAGAGUUCAUCCAGGCUCAGGGAGGUUGGGUAAGAAAAUCUGGAGUGCUGAAGAAGUAA
This is a messenger RNA of Elephantulus edwardii (Cape elephant shrew), 507 nucleotides long. RefSeq names its product BCL2-like 15 (gene BCL2L15). The transcript has 4 exons. Lineage: Eukaryota; Metazoa; Chordata; Mammalia; Macroscelidea; Macroscelididae. Gene Ontology annotation, cellular component: nucleus; cytosol. Bases 1 to 507 code for a protein of 168 amino acids. The record is from RefSeq and is a predicted model, not a curated record. Gene Ontology annotation, biological process: regulation of apoptotic process.